Onychostoma macrolepis is the source of this 5068-nucleotide messenger RNA. RefSeq names its product netrin 5 (gene ntn5). The coding region runs from base 1174 to 3708 and encodes 844 amino acids. Lineage: Eukaryota; Metazoa; Chordata; Actinopteri; Cypriniformes; Cyprinidae. Gene Ontology annotation, molecular function: protein binding. The transcript is spliced from 7 exons. The record is from RefSeq and is a predicted model, not a curated record.
GCUAGACAAAUUGUGGAAACUGUAUCCAAGGUUCUACGUGCUGCUAGACUGAGAAAGCAGCAACUAAACAAGUCUGAAUUUCCCUUACGAAAAUUAACCUUGGUUUUACUAGAAAACAAACAAACAAACAAAAAAAAAAACCUGGUUAUAGGUUAAUCAAAUUAACCAUGGUCUUCCUUCACUAACCAUAGUUUAACCAUGGUAAUUGUAGUAAAACUAUAGUUAUACAAAUGGUAAUCAAUGCGCCAAAAUCAUGGUUACUACACAUUUACUAUAAUAAAACCAAGGUUAAUUUAAGUAAGGGUUGUCUUUUAAGGGGCUUACGAGCUCAAUAAACAACAUAUUACUUUAGCUUCAAUCCAUCAAGCGUGUGUAAUGAGCUAUGUUCAAUUAGCUAGCACUGCAAUGAAGCCAGGGACGAUCGCAAAUCAUGCUGAGAGUGGAUCAAACCCUCCCUGCUCGAGACCCGCGCCUCUCUGCCUCAACGACAGCCGUGAAUAUCUACACGCUCUCAUCACUUUCCCAACUUACAGUCUUACACAUCGCCCUCAGAUACACUGCCGCCUCUCCGAAACCGGAGAUUCAAUUAAUCAGGCGAUCAAUUAAUGCGGAAGGGUUUUUCACAGUGUUCUCAGUUUUCCCCUGGGGCACGUCGCAACAUGUGUGGAAUGAUCGCGAGCCGCACACCGGACCCUGGGAAUGUGCCACAGCGGGAAAGAACGCUGCUCUGUCCCGCACUUGGCCGCUCAUCACCUCCCGUUGCAGAGGCAGACACCUGGUGAUGUUUACGAGAAAAAAUGCUUCAAACACGUAUUAUUUGAAAUAAAUAUUUAAACGUAUAGAAACCCAAAGAACAAUAAUAUGUAAGACAGUGGGUGGUUUUACCUCUCAGUGGGCUUUCUUUGACCUUCAUGUCCCUCAGGGGUCCUCAUAUUUCAGCCUACGAGAUAAUUGAGCAGAGUGACUCCUCUAGUGAAUCUCUCAGUGCUCCCCUCUCCUACCGGGCCGUUUAUGCAGCCCUGCUGACUUUGCUGUCAAUGUCAAACGCUUGUUAGGACAUCAUCAAUCAUCAACACUUAGGAAUAUUCUCAGAACUUUGAAGGCAGGCGAUACACUGAAAAAAGAGAGGGCGAGAAGAGCUGAGGGAACAGCAAAUGUUCGCUUGAUGACAUCAUGUCCAGAUAUCACUCCCCUCCUUUCCAGACACUCUCCUUGCUCCCUCUUUUCCUCUUCACCCUCUUCCCUCUCUCCCUUCUUUCUCCUCUCCUUUCUCAAUCUCCUCUCAGCUGGACCUCUCCUCAUGACCCCUGCUAUCACCUGGAUGGGCGUCCACGACACUGUCUAUCUGAAUUCAUCAAUACGGCCUAUGGAGUGCCUGUGACGAUGGAGGACCUCCAGCAAGGACCCAAGACAAACAUCAGCACUUUAACAGACCUUCAUAACCCUCACAAUCUGACAUGCUGGACGGCUGCCGAAGGCUCAGGCGGUGGGGACUGGACUUUAACAGUUCCCCUAGGCAGACGCUUUGAAAUCACUUACAUUAGUCUUCAGUUCUGCCAACAGGUGGAGUCUGUAGAAUCCUACUCCAUCUCCAUAUUGAAAUCAAUGGACUUUGGCCGGAGCUGGCGCCCCCUACAGUUUUAUUCAAGCGACUGCAUGGGCACAUUCGGCCGUCCUGUGCAGUCCAUCGCUCUGACAAAGCACCAGGAGACGGAGCCGCUGUGUUCAGAUCCCAGACCACUGCAGAAGCAUCGUGGAAAUGUCGUGCUGGCCUUCUCGACUUUGGAUGGACGUCCUUCCUCACCAGAUUUUGACUACAGUCCAGGGCUCCAAGAUUGGGUGACUGCAACAGACAUAAAGAUAGUAUUUCAUCAAUCAUUGGAUAAACUGAAAAAGCAAAAAGAGAAACUAAAUGAAGUGGGGACAUUUAGAUGGAGGGAAAGGGGAGACAAAGUUCUGAGGUUUGGCGAGAAAAACACUGGCGUUGAAAUUUGGAGAAACAGUCAAGAAAAACAGACUUCAACACAGAGAACUAGAAACAAAAGCACUGUGCACCAAAGUGGCCUCAAUGUUACUCGAAAAGAGAUGGGAUCUCAAGGUAGAGUGGGAAGAGGCCGUAAGAAAGACAGUUACAAGCCAUGCCAGGACGGCACAUGUGAUUGGUCCCUAAAUAUCCCGCAGCAGGGCUCCAAAGGGCGAGAGCUGAGGAGAAGAAGAAACAAUGCAGGGAGGGGGAAGUCCCAUUCUAAAUCGAGAAAAAACACCUCACGCAACCUUGUUCCAUCAUCUCUUUACGCCCCACCGAAACCCUCUCUCGCCCUUUCCGACCUGCAGGUCGGCGGCAGGUGCAAGUGCAAUGGCCACGCCUCUCGCUGUCGUCGCGACAACCAGGGGCGUGCCGUGUGUCAGUGUGAGCAUCACACAUCUGGGCCGGACUGUGACGUGUGUGAGCAAUUUUUUUAUGAUCGACCGUGGCAACGGGCCACACCCAGCCAACCACACCCGUGCGUCCCAUGUGAAUGUAAUGGUCACUCUACUAAGUGUAGGUUCAGUAUGGCCGUCUAUCAGCAGUCUGGUCGAGUCAGUGGAGGUAUUUGUUUGAAGUGCCGGCACCACACAACGGGACGCCACUGCCAGUUCUGCCAGAACGGAUAUAUGCGAGACCACAGCAAACCGCUCAGCCACCGCAAGGCCUGCCAGCCGUGCCAGUGCCACCCCAUGGGUGCAGUGGGCCGUUGGUGUAACCAGUCCACAGGGCAGUGUUUGUGUAGAGAAGGAGUCACAGGACAGAGGUGUAACCGUUGUGCUCCCGGGUACAAGCAAGGCCAUUCCCCCCUCCGGCCAUGCAUCCGUAUUCAGGAGGUUGCACCACCCACCCCAGUUUACCAGCCUCAGUACAGCAUUGGCGAGGAAUGUCUUUCUUACUGUCCACCUUCCCAAGCAAGAGUCAAAAUGAAUUUAGAGACAUAUUGUCUCAAGGACUAUGUGCUGAAGGUGCAGGUCAAAAGUAAGGAACGCUCCGGUCCCUGGUGGCAGUUUUCCAUAUUGGUGCAGUCAGUUUUUCGUAUGGGCUCUUCGCACGUAAAGCGAGGCAUUCAGGCCCUCUGGGUUCCAGAUCGGGACCUGAGCUGCGGUUGCCCUGCGCUUCAGAUGGGCCGGACAUUCCUCCUGAUUGGAGCGGAGGAAAGCGGCCGGAGUUGGGCCCCCGAGGAGAGGCGAUUAGUCGCAGACCGCACCACAAUGGCUUUGCAGUGGAGGGAACACUGGAGCCCCAAAUUAAGAGGCUUCCGCGGGCAGGACACCCGGGGAAAGUGCCUCCAUGGAAAUACCACGAUGCAGAAACACUCUCACCCAAACUUGUACGAAGAAUACACCCCCCCACAUCUUAACAAACUGCAGUCUGAGCCACACAGACCACAUAAACAUGCACACACGGCACAUAAGCAGCAUCAUUUAACCACACAAUCUGGAGGAUCAGACCUCACGCACACACAGAAAAGAGGAGGAACUCAGGGCGUACAUGGAAAUGACACAGAAACGCACCUUGAGGAGGACCAUAAGGCUGAAAACGUCACUCAGGAAACACAGCAUGUGUUGCAGCACACCCAGGAUCCUCUCUCAGGUACUUCAAAGACGAGUCAAGCCAAUGAGCAUGAGCAAUACCACCCAACAGCAUGUCCAACAUGGUCACCUGGGCCAUCUGUCUAACAAAAUGAGAUAUUAUGAGCAGCAAUACAAAAGGAAGUUGAAGGAGUAGUUUACCAAAAAAAUUUAAAUUUGCUAAAAAAUUUACUCACUAUCAUCCAAGGAUGAAUUUGUUUCUAUAUUAGAACAUGUUUGAAGAAAUGUAUUAUUACAUCACUUGCUCACCAAUGGAUCCUCUGCAGUGAAUGCGUGCCAAACAGCUGAUAAAAACAUCACAAUAAUCCAUAUAUAAUCCACACGACCCCAGUCCAUCAAUUAAUGUCUUGAAGUGAAAACCUGCAGGUUUGUAAUAAACAAAUUCAUCAUUAAGAUGUUUAUAACCAUUGCUUCUGGCUAAAAUAAAGUCCUCUAUUCAUAAUAUUGCUUUCUACAGUGAAAGAGUCAUCUCAUCCGAACUAGGAGAGAAAGGAGAGAAAUAUUACACUGGAGGAAGCAUUAUUAUGGAUUAUGGACUUGGAUUUUGGCCAUAAAUGGAUUAUGGACUCAUAUUUGGUUACAACACCUUAAUAAUGGAUUUCUUACUAACACACAGUUUUUUACUUCACAAGAUGUUAAAUGAUCAACUUGUGGAUUAUUGUGAUGUUUUUAUCAGCUGUUUGGACUCUCAUUCUGAUGGCACCCAUUCACUGCAGAGGAUCCAUUGGUGAGCAGGAGAUGUAAUGCUAAAUUAUUCCAAACUGUUCUGAAACUCAUCUACAUCUUGGAUGGCCUGAGAGUCAACAAAUUUUUAACAAAUUUUCAUUUUUGUGAACGAUUCCUUGAAGAAAUGCCUACAGUGGGCAAGAAAUGGCAUGGCAAGGGAUAUUUUGGUUGCCUCUAAUCUAGGAUGUUUCCUAUACAGAGCCACUCAAUCCGCUGAAUAUUCACACACUUUAUGAGUAUCUAAGUAUUUUUGUAUGUUGUGCUAUAUAUUCAUCACCAGAUUACAGAGCCAUUUGUAUUAUUUUUAUUUUUAUUGUUUUUCAGAUGAAACAUGCAGGUAUUUUUCAUGUCACAUGCUCUGAGAACAUUUGUUUGCACCUUCCCUCCAGGAAGAGAUGAGUCUAAUCCAAAUAUUAAAAGACUGAAAAUCAUCAUAUUUUACUCAACAUGAAUGGCAUCCUGUUCAGUCCACAGUAUUUAGUCUAACAGUCUGACUUGUAAGACUCUUAUUGCUGGAUUGUAAAAGGCACAUUGUUUUCAGAUCAGCAGCUGACAAAUCUUAUCCAUUCUGGUCUCCAUCACUGACAGACAUGUUAAGUGUGGCUACAUUUUUUGUGCCCACAGUAAGUCAGUAAGUAAUUAUUUUUUUUAAGUUGUUUUUGUACAUUUUUGUGGCUAGAAAACAUAUAUACAUACAUGCAUAUAUAUAUAUAUAUAUAUA